Messenger RNA from Amaranthus tricolor (Joseph's coat), 2105 nucleotides. Its product is annotated as serine/arginine-rich splicing factor RSZ22-like. Bases 435 to 992 code for a protein of 185 amino acids. The transcript is spliced from 6 exons. Gene Ontology annotation, molecular function: RNA binding; zinc ion binding. Gene Ontology annotation, biological process: mRNA splicing, via spliceosome. Lineage: Eukaryota; Viridiplantae; Streptophyta; Magnoliopsida; Caryophyllales; Amaranthaceae. Gene Ontology annotation, cellular component: nuclear speck. The record is from RefSeq and is a predicted model, not a curated record.
ACAAGUCUUUCCGGCGCACUUUGGCCUCACUCGCGCGCACCCGGGAACACUUCCCAGGAGGUCACCCAUCCUAAGAUUGCUCCCCACGAAGCACGCUUAACUGUGGAGUUCUUAGCAAAUUGAACCCAAGACCAUAUGAUGGGGCUUAAAUUUGAUCACGUGUGGGAUUCUGCCCUAGAGGCUACAACAUUUUGCUGUCAACAAAGGACAUAAAUGAAAAUUGAGACAACAGGAGGUCUACGAACACUAAAACCCUAAAAUCAUUCUCUUCAAUUAGUUUGCUUUUUAAAGGUGUCUCCAGUUUCCUUUCAAAAAAAAGUUUCUCCAGCGACUACAGCCUACUUCUCUCGCUUCGAGAUUUCUCCUCUGAGGUUCGUCUUUCUUCAGUUUUCUCUUGAUACUCCUUGUUUCACGUUAAGGCGUUAUUUUGCAAAAUGUCUCGUGUUUAUAUUGGAAACCUGGAUCCACGCGUUUCUGAGCGUGACCUUGAAGAUGAGUUUCGUGUUUUUGGGGUUAUACGAAGUGUAUGGGUUGCACGAAGACCUCCAGGCUAUGCAUUUAUUGAUUUUGACGAUCCUAGGGAUGCAAAAGAUGCAAUCCACGCUUUGGAUGGUAAAAAUGGCUGGAGAGUUGAGCUUUCUCACAAUUCUAGAGGCGGAGGUGGUGGCCGUGGUGGAGGCCGUGGACGAGGUGGUUCUGAUUUAAAGUGCUAUGAGUGUGGGGAGCCAGGUCACUUUGCUCGAGAAUGUCGUACGCGUGUGGGUGGAGGUGGAGGUGGAGCAAGGCGCCGCAGCCGCAGUCCAAGAUACAGGAGGAGCCCAAGUUAUGGUAGGAGGAGCUACAGUCCGCGUGGUAGAUCACCACCUCCGCGACGUCGCAGUCCCUCACCGCGUGGAAGAAGCUACAGCAGGUCACCACCUUAUCGUGCUCGUGAAGAGUUGCCUUAUGCCAACGGUAAUGGUGUCAGGGAGCGUCGCCGGAGCAGGAGCUAAUUUGGGUCGUGUACUAUGAAGAUAUUGAGGUUUAUGUUUGUAGUAAUGCUUGGACAUCGUUCAACUCUGUUUAAGCUGGGUGCUGCCUGCAGCAACAGAUCUUUGGAUUUGGUUAAGUUCUUUUCUUACUGUGUUAAUUAGUAAUUUCUAUGUUUAGUAAAUUGGCAUCAGGGUUAAACUUACGAAUUGGUGAUAGUUUCUAUUACUUCUUCCCUUUAGUUCUUUGCAAAAUAGCUGGCUAAGUUUUGUACUGUUUUUCUUGUGUCGAGGUGUCUUCAUGAUUCUACAUUGGUAGUGUGCCCCUUCUGCUUCUGCAUCAUUGGUUUUCUGCUUCUACACUCCUCUGUGGUUUUGUUGCUCGCACCUUCCCCAGGAUCUUCAAUUUUAUAUUAUUGUGGAUCCCGGCUGGCUUCAUCACUUGGAAAGCCCUGCUAAAUUGAAUCUCAGCAAAAUGAUGCUUCUCCCUCCCCUGUGGUUUUUGUUCCUUGCUGCGUUCCCCAGGAUCUUCAAUUUUGAUUUAUUGUGGAUCCAGGAUGGCUUCAGCAAUUGGUCAAGCUAUAUCUUGAUUGAAUCUCACCAGCAUGAUGCACCUCAUAUGUUGCGACUUUUUUCUGUUUGCCUGGAUAGACAAGCUGCUAGUGUUGUGGCCAGUACAGGCAUUUUGUAGAAGUUCCGACUUUUCAGGACCUAACUUUUGAGUCGACCUUGAUGAUUGGAUUUCCAUGAGUAGCUAUCUUAAAGCAUGACAAACAACUUGUGGAGCAAGUGAUCUUCAGUUUUUUGCCGCGUUAGAUUUAUUUUCCUUUCCUCGGGGGGCUGUGGUGGGGGAGGGCAGCAUUUAUACUAGUGGAUGAUUGGGAGUCGCCUUUUGUGCAUCAUGAUAGUUUUAUUUCUCGCCUUAUUCAAGAGCACCGUCAAUGACUUUGGGGACUUGUCAAGUAUCUUCCUUUUGUUAAGACUUGAGAAUGAUGAUUUAAGGGGUCAUGUUAAGUGGGUCCAUGUAGCUAUCCUCGUGUAUCUGCCUCUAUUCCUCCCUUUUUGUUAAACCUUUGUUUCUUAAUCCUUUUUAUCGGUGUCAAUAAUAUAUGGUCUUGGACUCUUGGGGUUUUGUGU